AUGAGCUCCACAUCGCCCGAAUCGAACCUGAGCCGCGCAGCUCGCUAUGCUGUUCCCUUCGCCCUGGUCCUUAUCCCCAUCUGGAGGACCAAAGUCAACGCCGAAGUCCCGCAGCCCUACCUGGACGAGGCAUUCCACGUCCCCCAGGCGCAGGCAUACUGGGCUCACAACUGGACGCACUGGGAUCCCAAGAUCACCACUCCGCCAGGCCUAUACCUGUGGUCUUAUAUCCUCUGCGCAGGACUGUUAGCUCUCCGCGGAUCUCCGACACAGCUCGACACAGAAGCUCUACGCACGACCAAUGUCGCGGCCUCGGCGGUGUUCUUGCCGUGGAGGCUGCAGACCUUGCUGGAUACAGUUCACCAGAUGCGAAAUACCCGACCACUGGGUGCGUGGUUGAGCCAUACGGUGUUGAAUAUCUGCUUGUUCCCCCCGCUGUUUUUCUUCUCGAGUCUGUACUACACCGAUAUCUUGGCUCUGUUGGUUGUUGUGGAGGCGUAUAAUUGGGAUCUGAAGAGAUCGGCUGUGAAGGGAUACGCUGUGCUGCAAACGUUGGUGUUUGUGUUCGUUGGACUAGCUGCGCUGGUCUGUCGCCAGACUAAUAUCUUUUGGGUCUCAGUGUUUCUGGGUGGGUUGCAAGUCGUUCGGAGGAUUCGGCAAUCUUCGGAACCUUGUAAAGAGUCUGAUUUUUCGGAUGUUGUUGCGCGAAGUCUGCAGAAUGAGGUUUACGAUCCUCUGGUCUCCGAGGCUUCCUUGGCGGACUAUUUCAAGACAGCCGUGUCUUUUGCUGCGGCGAGUCUUAAGCAGCCUUUUUCCGUUGUGGUUUCGAUUAUUCCCCACCUUGCAAUCCUUGGAGCUUUUGGUGCAUUUGUCCUGUGGAACAAUGGCGUUGUCCUCGGCCACAAAGAGUUUCACUCUGCUGGCUUGCAUCUCGCCCAGAUGCUUUAUAUCUGGCCAUAUUUCGCCUUCUUCUCCUGGCCCAUCAUCCUACUUCCUGUGAUCAACCUUCUGCUUCCAUCGGCCUAUAUCCCAAAGUACCUGAACUACGGGUUCCCUGACAAGCACAAGAGGCUGCCAAGUAUUGUGGCUAUCUUUCUUGCCAUUCCAGCCAUGCUUGCCGUGGUCCAUUUCAACACCAUUGUGCACCCCUUCACUCUGGCCGAUAACCGCCACUACGUUUUCUAUGUGUUUCGCUUGUUGUUGAACUAUCACCCGGGCGUCAAGUACGCUGCAGUCGUAGUUUAUUUUCUCUGCGCGUGGGCCGUUAUCUCUGCUUUCGGAUUCUCAAUCAUCCAGGCCCCGCCCAAACUUGUUCAAGUCCCGCAGGCCUUGAAGCCCACAAAGGACCCCAAGAAAUCUCCCCGAGGGACUCGCACCACUAAAAAGAGCAGGCGGGUCCCGCCAGACGCCAUCUCUCCAGAAGCUCUCGCCAAAGUGCAGCAGCAUAUCCUCCAGCGCCAGAACGAGCAAGCAGGUGCACCGCAUGUCAGCUUCGUCCUUGUCUGGCUAACUGCUACUACCCUCUCCCUAGUGACGGCGCCACUGGUGGAACCGCGGUAUUUCAUUAUCCCCUGGGUACUGUGGCGCCUGCAUCUACCUCCAACGCCGACCCUUGCUCUGGCUCGGCAACGACGGCCACUCGAGGAGGGUGAGAUGGCCCGUGUGGACCUGGCUACCAAUGCCCCCAAGUUCUUGGAGACGCUGUGGUUCGUUCUUAUCAAUGCGGUGACUGGGUAUGUCUUCUUGUACAAGGGAUUCGGGUGGCCGCAGGAGCCGGGCAAGAUUCAGCGGUUUAUGUGGUGA
Molecule: messenger RNA, 1803 nt
Organism: Penicillium lagena
Lineage: Eukaryota; Fungi; Ascomycota; Eurotiomycetes; Eurotiales; Aspergillaceae
Gene: alg10
Product: dolichyl-P-Glc:Glc(2)Man(9)GlcNAc(2)-PP-dolichol alpha-1,2- glucosyltransferase
Exons: 3
Coding region: 1-1803 (600 amino acids)
Biological process (GO): dolichol-linked oligosaccharide biosynthetic process; protein N-linked glycosylation
Cellular component (GO): endoplasmic reticulum
Molecular function (GO): dolichyl pyrophosphate Glc2Man9GlcNAc2 alpha-1,2-glucosyltransferase activity
Source: RefSeq, a predicted model, not a curated record